AUGGCCUCACACUCCACCGCCGCCACCACCACCACCAACGACACAACCCCACCACUCACAAAGCGCACGCCCGUCUACUUCGUCUCCCACGGCGGACCCACGACCAUGUACGACCGGCAGCACCCGGUCUUCCCCAAACUGCAGUCCCUAGGCCAGGAGAUCAUGCAGAAAGUGCGCCCCAAAGCCAUCGUCGUAAUCUCCGCGCACUGGCAGUCCAUGGUUCCGGGUGCGGUCCAAGUCAACGGCGCCGAGCACGAGCCGCUGCUCUACGACUUCUACGGGUUUCCGCGCCACUACUACGCCGAGAAGUUCCCGCAUGUGGGCUCGAGGAGUUUGGCGGAGAGGGUGGUCAGGGUGUUGGGGGAGGGAGGGGUGAGGGCGGUGUUGACGGAGAGGGGGUUGGAUCAUGGCGUGUUUGUGCCGUUUAAGAUCAUGUUUGAUAAAGAAGUGGAAAGUGAGUUGACGGUGCCGGUUGUGCAGGUUAGUCUGAGACCGCAGGAGGAGGAGGGGGAUGCGGAGAGCCAUUUGAAGAUGGGGAGGGCCCUGGAGAAGUUGAGGGGAGAGGGGGUGCUGGUUGUGGUGAGUGGGAUGGCGGUGCAUAAUCUGAGGGAUUUUAGGGGUGGUGCGGGUAGGGGGGUUGGUGGGUUUGCGUAUGCGGAGAGCUUUGAUAUGGCGCUUAAGGAGGCGGUGGAGAGGCAACCCGGUGAGGAGAGGGAUCGGGAGAUGAAGGCGCUGUUGCAGAGGAGAGAUGCCAGACAGGCUCAUCCGACUUUUGAGCAUUUGCUGCCGAUUCAUGUUGGCGUCGGCGCUGCGGGCAGUGAUCAGGGGAGGAUGCUGUGGACGAAGGUGGAGGGGAGUAUGAGCUGGGGACAAUAUCGCUUUGGGGAGGUGGAGGCUUAG
Molecule: messenger RNA, 900 nt
Organism: Cyphellophora europaea CBS 101466
Lineage: Eukaryota; Fungi; Ascomycota; Eurotiomycetes; Chaetothyriales; Cyphellophoraceae
Exons: 1
Coding region: 1-900 (299 amino acids)
Molecular function (GO): zinc ion binding; oxidoreductase activity, acting on single donors with incorporation of molecular oxygen; ferrous iron binding
Source: RefSeq, a predicted model, not a curated record